Messenger RNA from Exophiala oligosperma, 1377 nucleotides. RefSeq lists its product as uncharacterized. The record is from RefSeq and is a predicted model, not a curated record. Gene Ontology annotation, biological process: D-sorbitol catabolic process. Gene Ontology annotation, molecular function: zinc ion binding; L-iditol 2-dehydrogenase (NAD+) activity. Lineage: Eukaryota; Fungi; Ascomycota; Eurotiomycetes; Chaetothyriales; Herpotrichiellaceae. The transcript has a single exon. Bases 1 to 1338 code for a protein of 445 amino acids.
AUGUCGCCCUCGGCUGUCGUUGUAGCGGAUCCUCGACAGCUUACCACUACUAAUGGAUACCCGACUACUGCUGCCUCCGGAAAGACUGUCGUCGCAAACCAGAUCAAAGCGGCGGCCGUAACCACAGCGCUGGCCCUCGACCCUAACCCUGUGAGCAAUGAUGAUGUCGGAAACCCCGCGCAGCACAAAUAUGGACGAUACAGAAACCCGUCGCUCUACGUCACUCCCGACCACGACGUUCGCGUGGAAGAGAGUCCCAUACCGCCACCCUCACCGACAGAGGUGUUGAUACACGUCCGCGCGACGGGAAUCUGUGGAUCGGAUCUGCACCUGUGGCAUCGAGGCGCCAUAGGACCCUUGACCGUGGACCACGCUCACAUCCUGGGCCACGAAGCGUCCGGGGUCGUCCUGGAGACGGGGUCGGCCGUCGGCCACCUGAAGCCCGGGGACAGAGUCGCCAUCGAGCCCCAACUCCCCUGCCACACUUGUUUCCUCUGCACGUCGGGCAAGUACAACCUGUGCGAAUCGGUGCGAUUUCUGGGCGUCUGCAACGGAGGGACGAUUCGCCGCUUCAUGACCCACGAAGCUCGGUACUGCCACAAGAUCCCGGACGCCAUGACCUUCGUCCAGGGGGCCCUCCUGGAGCCUCUCUCGGUCAACCUCCACGCCAUCCGACAGUGCGGAGGGUCGGUGUCCAUCGGCAAGCCGGUCUUGAUCUGUGGUGCCGGACCGAUCGGUCUGAUCGCCCUGGCCUCGGUGAGGGCUUCCGGAGCGUGGCCCAUUGUGAUCACCGACAUCGAAGAGUCGCGUCUGGAUUUUGCGAGGAAAUUCGUCCCGGGGGUCAAGACGUACCUCGUUCGGCAGCAGCACCAGCAGCCGUCCAAAACGGCCCUCGAGUGCGCCGAAGAGAUUAGACUUUUGUUCGGGUGUAGCGGGACUCGCGACGUCGAGAGGGGGAUCCCGGAAGAAAAUGAAUACAACGCGCCGUCGACUGUCAUGGAGUGUACGGGGAUCGAAUCGAGCGUCAUCACCGCCGCGUACGCCUGUCGACGUUCCGGGAUCGUCAUGGUCAUCGGGGUGGGGCGGAGCCUCAUGGACAGGUUGCCCUUUAUGCACCUCAGCCUUGCGGAGAUCCAGCUGAGGUUCAUGAACCGAUACAACGACACGUGGCCCGCCGGCAUCAACGCCCUGUCGGACAAGCACGUGCUGGACUUGGACGCCCUCGUGACGCACAAGUUUCCCUUGGAACGAGCGACCGAAGCGAUGAAGCUUUGUGCGGAUCGAUCCCAAAGCAGCAUAAAGGUCAUGAUAGUCGACGAUCAGGAGAUCCUUCCAUGAAGGUUUUUUUUCUUUCUUUCAUGUAUUGUGUUUGACCAG